Messenger RNA from Amoebophrya sp. A25, 720 nucleotides. NCBI's taxonomy places the organism in Eukaryota, Dinophyceae, Syndiniales, Amoebophryaceae. The record is from the annotation of a GenBank genome assembly.
AUGAACAAGAUGUCGCGAAGCAGUGGAAGCUUCUUCGGCAGUGGACGAAGCUUCUACUUCGUUUUUCUGCGGCUGCCGUUGCUCGCCUUUAUCGGGGUGACACCCGUAACAGCGUUUUGCAGCGGAGUAACCGAUGAAUUUGGCUACAUUCGCGUCGACAACGGUGACGACUUCAUUCUUUAUGGAUACAGUGGCGAAGCCGGAAGAGACCACGGGCGUGGUCACGUCCAGUUGAAAAGCAGAGAGCAUUGCGUGACGAAGGACUCUUGGGCGACCGGUCGGAUAAGAUCCAAGCGUCCCCUCUCGAAUUGGAGAAGCGAAACCCGAUCGACGGGGUACCGCUCAACAAUGACCACGUUUUAUUGUUACAUGGAUUCUAGCGUACCUGCGGCAGAAUAUGUCAGAGAUUGCACCGCGGAAGAAUUGAGUGAAGCCAAGGAGAGGAUAGAGAAUGCGAAACGGCUAGCGCGGCUUGACACCAUCUACUUGUGGUGCUUCCUUCUUGGGCUUCUCGCGUUCGUGAUUGGCACCGUUUGGAUCGUUCACUGUUGUUCCCAAAGGAACGGAAAAUGUGGGGGAAGCAAAGACAAGGGGGCGUACGACUUGUCUACGGUGUCGUCUGAUGAAGAGCAUGACCUUGAGCAAGGCGAGUACGAACAGAACGUGGACGCUGAACAUCAAAGAGAAAAUGACGAGAUCAGCAGUAGAAGAACUGUAUGA